Patiria miniata (bat star) is the source of this 3301-nucleotide messenger RNA. RefSeq lists its product as uncharacterized. Bases 271 to 1950 code for a protein of 559 amino acids. The transcript has 11 exons. The record is from RefSeq and is a predicted model, not a curated record. Lineage: Eukaryota; Metazoa; Echinodermata; Asteroidea; Valvatida; Asterinidae. Gene Ontology annotation, molecular function: zinc ion binding.
AAAAAACUUGCGCAGCGAUUUGAUAAUGCGAUGGUGAUGCGCACAAACAGCUGAUCUCUGAUCUGGUUACGAAAUGUAGACGCAUAUUUCUUGUACUUAAUUCAUUAUGGGGACUUCAAACGCAGUUUCCCAGAUCUCAGUUGAAGUGUUUAUUGUGACCUAAGAAAAACAACGCAAUCUAGAUGUUGUGUAGAUCAACCAUCCCACACAAGUGAGAUCACUCUUGGACAAUUUAGCCUGUCGCUGCUCGGUUUGCAGACUCCCUCCGUCAUGGGAUCAGUCAAGUCUCCAUCCUCUGAGGUGCAGCAGCUGUUGCAGAGCCAGGCCUCGGUCUUGGACCAGCUGAUCCAGGGUGGUGGGCCAUUUGACCUGCUGCUUCAGCAGGUUCUGCAGCAACAGGACGGGGGCAGAGAGCAAAGCACAGACGUCUCCAAACAACAACUGAAGGCUUCGGACUCUCUCCUGUGUGAUGUCAUCAAGAGAAUGGGGGCGGAGCUAGAGGGGGGUUCCUCGCAGUGCGGCCUGCAGGAAACAGAACUUGAGGUUUGUCUGGUCUCCCGCAUGGAGCAAGUCCUUGAGGCGUGCAUCCUGAGGCUGAGGGGCAAAAUCUGCUCCCUGGAGGCUCUGACUGCUCUCUCAAUGGUCUUCUCUCCUAGCAUCAGCUUCAACAGAACAGAAACAUGGUCUUCUCGAUCAGUCUACUCCAAGACCUCGGUUCUAGCCCAGACCAUUAACUACUUUGGCAGUUGUGACGGUUUUGAGUUGGUGCGACGUCAGCUAAGGAAUGCUAGAGAUCUCUCCAUCGGCCACAUCGCUGCCCUGCUCAGACCCUUUGGUCAGUGUUACCCACAACUAUCAGCAGACACGGUCAAGAGCUACUUCCUACCCACGGUGGAUCUAGUGUGUUCUCACCUCCUCUCCUGCUCGGAUCGUCAGCUGUUCCAGCAAGACAUCCCUGCCGGGGAGCUACCUUCAUGUCUUAUCGGGCCCCGUGCAGCCUAUGUCAUAGUUGAGUCUGUGAUGAAUCUUCUGUCGGUGGUCAAAUCUGAAGAGGUGGAUGCAGAGGUCAAGGUGCAAUACUGGCAGGAAACUAUUCUGACCAGGCUUAAACAUGCAACAGAAGAGGAUGCGAAAUCUGCCUCUAUAGCAACCAGAAACGACUCUCCAACAACAGACUUACAGCGGGAGAAAUUGCUUCACGCUUGCAUGCCAAAGAGUCUCAAAGACACGGACGCUAAAGAUGGUGGCUUGCAUCCAGAGACUAAUACACCUGGCUGUAGUGGUGAGGAUAAACCCUCCACGUCAGGACACGAGGCAGCGCAAGAGGCUUUGGAGGUUAAUAUCUUACCGUACGGCCCUUUGACGUACGCUCACAGUGAUUCCUCCUCUAGUGACCAUGAUGCCCACCCUCACGCGCUGCCUUCGAUCAGCGUCAUUCCCCAAGAGGUGAUAAUCCGUGGACAGGGACCCUAUCAUGAGGUCAUCCCAGUGGGCACUAUGGCCUAUCAGAGUGAUACCUCCGCAGGACCGUCGGUCGUCGUGGGCCUGGGGACCCUCCCUCAUCGCAACGACUCCAGCGACAGUUCUUCCCUGGUUUCCUCGGUGCCACGCUCGGCCAGCGAGCUGGGUAAUAGCUGCCGGGUGUGCUUCGAAGCUGAGACCUCGCCCAAGAACCGGCUGAUACGCCCCUGCCGCUGCGCGGGUUCAUCCGCCAGCAUUCACCGCCAGUGCUUGGUCAAGUGGAUUCACAUCUCGGGCAAUCGACGAUGCGAGGUCUGCAACGCGAGGUUCAGCUACGUGCCCCUCUCGGAGCGGAUGCGGGGAUUCAUGGAGAAGUUCCGACAGAAUAGGAGAUGGCGCAAUGCAGCCUUUGCCGUUUUAGUCGGUCUGGUGGUCAUACUGUACCUCAUCAUCUUUGCAGUGUUUCCCGGUGGCAUCAUGAACGUAUAAUGACAACCUUCGUUAGAGAGAAGUCUGGGAUUUACUCCUGGCACCCGGUAUGCACGUACACAAAUGCAACGCAAAGAACCAGUGGAUGGUCUGGUACUGUAGAUCCAUUAUGUGGAUUGGCAGUCCUGUUUUGAGUACUCACAGUAUAUGAUGUUACUGAAUGUCAACAAGCUCACCUCACUUCUCUUGUAUUUUUCAUACUUCCUGUUUAUUGCCUUGUUUUCUUUUUCCAUUCUGAAAUUUCUGUGUACAAAUGUAUAUGUAUAGUUAGGAAAGAUUCUAACAAUUAUUUUGUGUUUGUUGGGUGGGGGCCAGAAUGGGCCCAAUUUCACGGCGCUGCUAAGCACACAAUUUUUGGCUUACAGAGCCUCCGUCUAUUUCAUGGAGACUGUAAGCAUAAGCACAGCAAAAGGCACGCUUACUUCGGAGGAAAAAUUUGCUUAACUUAGUGACGUAACAAUAGAAAUCUCCAUGCACGCGCGACCGUUAACACAUCCACACCGUGAAAUAAUGCUUAAGCUAGGUUAGCAAAUUGCUCUGCUAUGCUAAGCACAACUUUUCUGCUAACUGUUCAGCAGCGCCGUGACAUUGGGCGCUGUUUCUGAGAGGUCUCUUGGCAAGAGGAGUAUUUUACUUUUACUUGGAUGGAAAAAGACCAGGAACUCGUCAGCACAAAAAUGUGCUAAGCUCAGGAAAAAUAGCUUAGCAAAAACAGAUCACCAUCCAAAUUGUCAUUCAAUGUGUACUGCAUGUGACUGGUACUCAGCUGAGUUUUGCUAAGCGCGUUAAUUUGCUAAUUAAGAUUUUCUGCUACGUGGUUCCAUGGAAUUGCACCCAGUUGUCAAGUUCAUUUGUACUUAUCACCCUAACCGUGUGGUCUGGUGACAAAAAAUUUCUUUGAAAUUGAACAUGAUGUUGAUGUGUGCAGCAUAGAGAUGGAAGAAGAAAGAAACUGAGGAUCCCGACUUUUUGAUACUUUCUCUGAGGAUUGUAACAUAUUUUGUUUAUAUUUUAGAAUCAGAGCUGAUACCAACCAACCAACCAACCAUAAUAGGAUGGUACCCUGUCCUUUAAUGUGAAGGAGGCCCUCUAGUGACAGCACAAAAUUGCCUUGUCCCUAGAGGGCCUCUUUCUAAUCGAUGUCAACAUUGCAAACUGCAGUAUUGCAUACAUUUUCCCUCAAAAAUCUCCAGUAGAGACAUGAAACAAAGUGAGAAGACAGUUUUGCUGACAAUACGUUUGUAAAAAAAGGCGUCAAGAUUCUACUUUCUUUCCCCAAACCUAAACACUGCCCUCUUUCAACGACAUUCUUGUUGGAUUUCAACAAUGCUAACUCGAUAGGUAAAUGAAA